Neocloeon triangulifer is the source of this 1496-nucleotide messenger RNA. Its product is annotated as PR domain zinc finger protein 15-like. Bases 188 to 1282 code for a protein of 364 amino acids. The transcript is spliced from 3 exons. Lineage: Eukaryota; Metazoa; Arthropoda; Insecta; Ephemeroptera; Baetidae. The record is from RefSeq and is a predicted model, not a curated record.
UCUCUCACUUUGUUGCUGUGCCUCUCUCAAAAGCGCAUUCUUCGCCCCCGAUUUCAACCCUUUCAUUACAGUUCGAAUAUAUAGAAGAAAAACAGACUUCUGCUGUUUCACUGCUGCAAAACACCCCAUAACUUCAAUCAAAUACGGUCUCAAAUUUCACAUCAUACACAGAAACUGCACUGCAAAGAUGAACAGUGACAAAAUUCCACCCUCCCCUACUUCGCCGAGCGUGGGAAGCGCUGCACAUCUAAAAACAUGCCAGCACUGCGAGAUGCAAUUCAAUGGCCCACAUCUCAAAGAGUUCAUCUCCCACAUGGCUGACAAUCGGUGCGGCACCUGCAAGCGUAAAUUCGGCUGCCGCACCGAGCUGAAAAUCCACCUGAAAAACUACAACCACCGAAAGGCGCCGCUGAAAACCUGCACCGCGCCGCGCCAAUUGAAUAAAUCGAAAGGGAAAGCGUGCAGCAUGCACUGCAGGCACUGCGCCUUUUACAUCAAAACGACCCGACAACUUCUGCGGCACCAGUUCCUGACCAACUGCAACACCUGCCGCCGAAGGUACCGAUGCGCCACGCAAUUGGCGCGGCACGUCAAAAGGUCCCAUUCGAGAAAAUCUGGACGAAAGGUUGUGAAAAAAACUUUAAAUUUCUGUGAUCAGUGCGGGGAGGAACGCCACCUUCAAAGGGUCCAGCCCUGUUCGGUGUGUCCGGAGACCUUCAGGUGUCCGGCGUCGCUUCGGAAACACAAAGAAGGUGCGCAUUUUCGGUGCCACUCUUGUCAAAAGUUGUUCCUGAAGGACGCCGACCUGCAGGCCCACCUGAAGCGCGACUGCGUCCUCUGCGGCCGAAGGUUGAAGUGCGAAACGCGGCUGAAGAGACACAUGAAGAAGCAUCCGCAGACGUCGGCCGAGGCGCAGAACGAGAUCAUGGACGCGAUUCGGUCCGAGCAGGCCGUCCUCGUCGAAGACAACGAAGAACAAAUAAUUCCACCCUGCAUCAAGGUGGAAAAAGAAGAAAUCCUGCACGAAAUGGAAACUGUGUGCAAAGUGGAGGUGGCGAUCGAGCAGACGAGCAGCAAAAGGGACUCGGUCCUGGCGAUGCUGGAGAACGACAUCGAGAUGGUGGUGGAAAAAGGGGGCAUCGUCGCCAGCAGUCCGGUGCUCAAACCCAAGAAGUUCGUCCAGCAGUUGAUCGAGUUGAUCGCCAUCGGCAUGAGUGAGUUCGAACUGAAAAAGGCCGUGGCCGAACUCCUGUUGCAAGACUUGGUCAAAAAAAUGGAGUAAACUUUUGAUAGUGAAGUUUUUAGUUUAAUUUAUUGAGUCACAAUUGCAUUUAGCAACAGCAAAGUAAUUAUGUAUACGUCGUGUGAGAAUGAAAUUUUGCAGAUUUUGUUAAUUUUAAUUUAUGAAAAAAAUGUAAAACUUAUUGUGAAAAAGUGCAUUGAUUUGAUAUUAAUUUUAAUGUAAGUAAUAAAUGUAAUAAUGAAUAUGAAAAUAA